Molecule: messenger RNA, 1363 nt
Organism: Zeugodacus cucurbitae (melon fly)
Lineage: Eukaryota; Metazoa; Arthropoda; Insecta; Diptera; Tephritidae
Product: skin secretory protein xP2
Exons: 1
Coding region: 154-1218 (354 amino acids)
Source: RefSeq, a predicted model, not a curated record
UUUGUACGCCACUCAAAGUGAGUUUAACAGUUCACAACGAGUUUGGUACACGGUCAGUUGCCUGAUUUAGCUGAUCGUCUAAUUUUCUUUUCUUUUCGCGUUAAACGGUUUAAAUUCGAUACUUCCAGUGAUUAUAUAAAAGAGUGUGGUACGAUGAAAUUGUGCUUGUUACUUGCGGUCUGUGUCCUGGCCACACUGGCGCCACCCACACAUGCACUCUUGGGCGCCAAGUUGGCACUUUUGGGUUUGGGUAGAAAUUUAAUCAGUGGUGGUGGUGGCAACAAUGGCGGUGGCGGUGGUGGUGGUUAUGGCAGCGGCAACUACAAUGGUGGCUACUACGGCCAGCAGAAUCGUCCCGUCUACAAUGGUGGUUACGGUGGAGGCUACGGUGGCGGUUACGGCGGUAGUUACGGCGGUGGUUAUGGUUAUGGACGUCAGUCUUACGCCGGCAACUAUAAUUAUGGUGGUUAUAGCAACGGCGGUGGUUACAGCAGCGGCAACAGUGGUGAACAAGUCGUGCGUGUCAUCAAAGUCAUUGUACCCAAUGAGAAUGUCGGCUCCUCAUCGAAUUAUGCUAGUGGUUACACAGGUGGUUACUCCACUGGUGGUUGGACACCAAUUCCAGCGCCGCCACGUGUAGUACCAGUUGCGCCAGCACCAGCGCCCGUACAAACCACUUAUUACUCAGCGCCCGCACCACAACCUGUCGUACAAGUGGCACCAGCUCCAGCUCCUGCACCUGCACCUCAACCAAUUCAGUAUUCCACAAACGUUGCACAAUCCUAUGAGUACAGACAAUCUGCGCCACAGCCCGUUCCAAUUCAAGUGCAGGCACCACCAGCUCCUGCGUCAGUACAAACCACUUACAUUCCAGCGCCUGCACCCCGUCCCGUCGUACGUGUAAUCCCUGCGCCACAACCCGCCCAAGUCUAUCAGCCACCCUCGGUUGUGCUGCAACCACCUGCACCACAGCCCAUUGCUCCACCCGCUCAACAACAAGAAGUCGUGAAAACCAUCCGCAUCAUUGUCGACGAGGAUGCUAACAGCCAGCAAGCCGAUUUCAAUGGCGUACCAGCUCAAACCUAUGGUCCACCACCACCACAGCCACAGCCUGCACCACAACCAGCUCCACAACUCAGCUGGAGCAGCAGCAGUUCAUCGGGCGGUUGGAAUAAUGGUUACAAGAGCGGUGGCAUCUGGGAGAAACUCGGCUGUUAGCCAAUAGCAUUUUAGUUAAAAACCGAUCAUAUUUUUAAUUUUAUAUAGUCUACCCAAUUUUCCUGUGUCAUACCAAACAUUUGUGUUCUCGAAGUGCUUAAAGAUUGUUUGUUUACGAAUAAAGUUCGAUAUUCUUUUCGAAGAA